Molecule: messenger RNA, 456 nt
Organism: Botrytis sinoallii
Lineage: Eukaryota; Fungi; Ascomycota; Leotiomycetes; Helotiales; Sclerotiniaceae
Exons: 2
Coding region: 1-456 (151 amino acids)
Source: RefSeq, a predicted model, not a curated record
AUGUCCCCUCACAACAAGCACCCCCUCCACGUACAGCACAAGAAGCAUGGCGAUCAUGACCAUAUCAUGAAACGCAUGGAUGCAUACAUCAAAGCAUACAAGAAAGGAGACACCGAAGCCAUCAUGAAAUACUACCAUCCGACCAACUUUGUCUACUCAGAUUUCAGCACACCCAACAAUCAACUCAUGGGUCUCUCGGAAGUCGCGUCACACUAUUCCCACACCUUCUCCGACUUCUACGACCUCACAAUAACCACUGCCUCCGUACAUGGACACAAAGACUUCACAGCCUGGGAGUGGGAAAUCACAUGCAGACCAGCGCUAUCCCCAGAGACAGGCGAGCGACUGCCAAAAGAAAAGACAGAACUGAAAAAAUUGGUGGGCUGUACGUUGAUGUGGUGGGAAGAUGAUUUGAUUGUCAGAAAUCAUGACUAUGUGCAGGUGAAGGAUAUUUAG